ACUUCUGUUGAACUUCGAUUAUAGCAUCAUAACUCAAAUGUUACGUAAGGUUCUUAUAGUGGUACUAUGUUUGUGGCUUGAAUCUGUUAAAGCAAAGCCUAUCUUGACAACAAAUGGUGAAUACGACGAUCAGAUGGAAGAUUUUGAUAUUGGAGAACCACUGACUGAAGAAGAAUUAAAUACCCCUAUUUCCAUAAAAACGAAUGAAAACGAGCCUGAAGAGUUUAUUGAAUGGAAUAGGCAACACCCGGACCUUUUUGGUGGUGAUAUCAUGCUAACGGAUCGCAAAAAUGCUCUCAUGAGUUACAGAGCGCGUUGGCCAAACGCCCAAAUUCCUUACGUUCUUUCGGCAAACUACACACAGAGACAGCGGGAAAUCAUCGCUAGAGCAAUCAGUGCUUACCACAAUAAUACGUGCAUUCGUUUUGUCCCACGAACAACUGAAAGGAAUUAUAUCAGGAUAAAGAAAACAGGAGAUGGUUGUUGGAGUUUUGUAGGCAGGAUCGGCCGGAGACAAACCGUAAGCCUAGACGAUAAAUGCAUCUUAUAUUCUAGACCUGGACUUGUCAUGCAUGAAUUGAUGCACGUACUUGGGUUCUACCACGAACAUCAGCGUCCAGAUCGUGACAAAUACGUGUCAAUCAACUUGGAUAACGUUGAACCCAAGAACAAGGUUUAUUUCCAAAAGAUGAGGACAUCGCACUUCAAUUUCCUUGGACACUCUUAUGACUAUGGUUCUGUGAUGCAUUAUUCAUCGGAUGCGUUUGCCAAAGAUCUCAGAAUUCCAGUCAUAACACCGCUGGAAGAAGGAACGCCUAAUUUAGGAAACCGUAAAGCAUUUAGCGAGCUGGAUCUCGAGAAACUAAACAAACUGUACUGCAAAUCACCUAUUUAAUUUGGCUUAGAGUUGGAGAAAACUUCACUGAUAACAGCUGGGAUGUAUUUUUUACUAUUUCUAUACUCAAACUCAUGAAUUUUGAGUUCUAUCUCAUUUCGUUUUGUAUUAGGUUACAUAACGAUUACACGACAUUUACAGUUA
Daphnia magna is the source of this 1039-nucleotide messenger RNA. Its product is annotated as hatching enzyme 1.2. Lineage: Eukaryota; Metazoa; Arthropoda; Branchiopoda; Diplostraca; Daphniidae. The transcript has 8 exons. Gene Ontology annotation, biological process: proteolysis. Bases 38 to 895 code for a protein of 285 amino acids. Gene Ontology annotation, molecular function: metalloendopeptidase activity; zinc ion binding. The record is from RefSeq and is a predicted model, not a curated record.